Molecule: messenger RNA, 693 nt
Organism: Musca vetustissima
Lineage: Eukaryota; Metazoa; Arthropoda; Insecta; Diptera; Muscidae
Product: bcl-2-related ovarian killer protein homolog A-like
Exons: 4
Coding region: 1-693 (230 amino acids)
Biological process (GO): intrinsic apoptotic signaling pathway in response to DNA damage; extrinsic apoptotic signaling pathway in absence of ligand; regulation of apoptotic process
Cellular component (GO): mitochondrial outer membrane
Molecular function (GO): protein heterodimerization activity; protein homodimerization activity
Source: RefSeq, a predicted model, not a curated record
AUGUUAUUUCACAAGCUAGCUAACAAAUUUGAGUGCCAAAUAACAGCUACACAGGUUGAACCAGUAAGAAAAGGAAAAUGUCUUUGUGGUCAAUACAUACGAGCCCGCCUACGAAGAGCUGGCGUUUUAAAUCGUAAAGUCCUACAAAGAAUGCGUAGCUUAUUAGAACCAUCAUCAGAAGUUGUUUAUGAAGUCUUUCCGGCAUUAAAUAGUAUGGGCGAAGAACUUGAACGCAUGCAUCCACGUAUCUAUACAAAUGUUUCACGGCAACUUUCCCGCGCACCCUACGGCGAACUGGUCGACAGUGAUACAGCGCCAAUGUUAAUGAAUCUGGUGGCGAAGCAACUAUUCUCACGUAGCACCGCCGAAAAGGAACGCAUUACAUGGGCCAAAAUAAUUUCUGUGUUUGCGGUGUGUGGCGGCUUUGCCAUCGAUUGUGUACGUCAAGGUCACUACGAUUAUUUGCAGUGUUUGGUCGAUGGUGUGGGAGAAAUUAUCGAAGAUGAUCUAGUCCAUUGGUUGGUGGAACGUGGCGGUUGGAUGGGUCUGCAACAGCACAUAAAACCCAAAGGUUCCCAAACAUUUUCGUUUUUAGAUUGGUUAACACUUUUCGUGGCGAUCUCUUCAAGUUUUUAUGCCGUAGCAAAUUUCCUUAAACAAAUAGGUUGUCAAUUGUAUUCGUUAAUAUUUUGA